ACCACAGCUCCUCCCACUACAACCACAGCUGCACCUACAACUACCACAGAGGCUCCAACAACGACCACAGAUUCUCCCACUACAACCACAGCUGCACCUACAACUACCACAGAGGCUCCAACAACAACCACAGAUUCUCCCACUACAACCACAGCUGGCCCUACAACUACCACAGAGGCUCCAACAACGACAACAGCUGAUCCCACUACAACCACAGCUGCACCUACAACUACAACAGAGGUUGCAACAAGUACUACAGCUGCUCCCACUACAACAACAGCUGCCUCAACAACUACUACAGCCGCUCCUACUACAACCACAGCUGCCCCAACAACUACCACAGAGUCUCCAACAACGACAACAGCCGCUCCUACUACAACCUCAGCUGCCCCUACAACUACAACAGAGGCUCCCACUACAACCACAGCUGCACCUACAACAACAACAGAGGCUCCAACAACAACCACAGCUGCUCCCACUACAACCACAGCUGCCUCUACGACUACCACAGAGGCUCCAACAACGACCACAGAUUCUUCCACUACAACCACAGCUGGCCCUACAACUACCACAGAGGCUCCAACAACGACAACAGCUGAUCCCACUACAACCACAGCUGCACCUACAACAACUACCACAGAGGCUCCAACAACGACCACAGAUUCUCCCACUACAACCACAGCUGCACCUACAACUACCACAGAGGCUACAACAACGACAACAGCUACUCCCACUACAAUCACAGCUGCACCUACAACUACAACAGAGGCUCCAACAACGACAACAGCUGAUCCCACUACAACCACAGCUGCACCUACAACUACAACAGAGGCUGCAACAACUACUACAGAGGCUCCAACAACAACAACAGAGGCUCCAACAACGACAACAGCUGAUCCCACUACAACCACAGCUGCACCUACAACUACCACAGAGGCUCCAACAACGACCACAGAUUCUCCCACUACAACCACAGCUGCACCUACAACAACAACAGAGGCUCCAACAACAACCACAGCUCCUCCCACUACAACCACAGCUGCACCUACAACUACCACAGAGGCUCCAACAACGACCACAGAUUCUCCCACUACAACCACAGCUGCACCUACAACUACCACAGAGGCUCCAACAACAACCACAGAUUCUCCCACUACAACCACAGCUGCUGCACCUACAACAACAACAGAGGCUCCAACAACAACCACAGCUCCUCCCACUACAACCACAGCUGCACCUACAACUACCACAGAGGCUCCAACAACGACCACAGAUUCUCCCACUACAACCACAGCUGCACCUACAACUACCACAGAGGCUCCAACAACAACCACAGAUUCUCCCACUACAACCACAGCUGCACCUACAACAACAACAGAGGCUCCAACAACAACCACAGCUCCUCCCACUACAACCACAGCUGCACCUACAACUACCACAGAGGCUCCAACAACGACAACAGCUGAUCCCACUACAACCACAGCUCCUCCCACUACAACCACAGCUGCACCUACAACUACCACAGAGGCUCCAACAACGACCACAGAUUCUCCCACUACAACCACAGCUGCACCUACAACUACCACAGAGGCUCCAACAACAACCACAGAUUCUCCCACUACAACCACUGCUGGCCCUACAACUACCACAGAGGCUCCAACAACGACAACAGCUGAUCCCACUACAACCACAGCUGCACCUACAACUACAACAGAGGUUGCAACAAGUACUACAGCUGCUCCCACUACAACAACAGCUGCCUCAACAACUACUACAGCCGCUCCUACUACAACCACAGCUGCCCCAACAACUACCACAGAGUCUCCAACAACGACAACAGCCGCUCCUACUACAACCACAAGUGCACCUACAACUACCACAGAGGCUCCAACAACGACAACAGCUACUCCCACGACAACCUCAGCUGCCCCUACAACUACAACAGAGGCUCCCACUACAACCACAGCUGCACCUACAACAACAACAGAGGCUCCAACAACAACCACAGCUGCUCCCACUACAACCACAGCUGCCUCUACGACUACCACAGAGGCUCCAACAACGACCACAGAUUCUUCCACUACAACCACAGCUGGCCCUACAACUACCACAGAGGCUCCAACAACGACAACAGCUGAUCCCACUACAACCACAGCUGCACCUACAACAACAACAGAGGCUGCAACA
Molecule: messenger RNA, 2187 nt
Organism: Osmerus eperlanus (European smelt)
Lineage: Eukaryota; Metazoa; Chordata; Actinopteri; Osmeriformes; Osmeridae
Product: mucin-5AC-like
Exons: 4
Source: RefSeq, a predicted model, not a curated record